AUGGGUCCUUCGGUGCAAGAGAUGUCUCAACAAGACGAACAAUUCGAAUUGCUUCUGGAGGCUAUUGACUCGGCCUCCCGCGGUACCCUCCAGUCAAUUCUAAAGGCAGUGUGUCGAAGCGAUCAAUCCACCAGGGACCGAGUGUCCAAGUCACUUCUCAUUACCGAAGACCAAGUCCGGCCCCCUUCACCUUCAUCUGAAGAAGAUGACGAGGAAUGUGUGAAUUCGGACGUGGAGCAAUCCGAAGACGAACAAUCACACCCCAAAGAAAGAAACUCGAACCAGCAAACUCCAGGCUCCAAGCGACUUCGACAGCGUUAUGCGUAUUGCGAAAACUGCGAACAAGAGUUUGACGUCACACAAAAUACAAGCACAAGCUGCAAAUACCAUCCAGAUAGCUGCUACCCUGAUGGAGACUUCUUCGUGGAUGAUGAUUACUACAAUAAUGGCGAGUAUGACCAUGGGGAGAUGCUCGAGGAGUACCCAGAGGGUUAUAUCUAUGAGUGUUGUGAUAGACGCGGAGAUGAGGAGGCCUGUACUGUGGAGAGACAUAUGGAGCGUGUCUCUAGUAAAAGACAAAAGGUCUACUGA
Aspergillus pseudonomiae is the source of this 591-nucleotide messenger RNA. RefSeq lists its product as uncharacterized. The record is from RefSeq and is a predicted model, not a curated record. NCBI's taxonomy places the organism in Eukaryota, Fungi, Ascomycota, Eurotiomycetes, Eurotiales, Aspergillaceae. The coding region runs from base 1 to 591 and encodes 196 amino acids. The transcript has 2 exons.